This is a messenger RNA of Heterocephalus glaber (naked mole-rat), 3769 nucleotides long. It is a transcript of the gene Kcnab1, whose product is annotated as potassium voltage-gated channel subfamily A regulatory beta subunit 1. The record is from RefSeq and is a predicted model, not a curated record. Gene Ontology annotation, molecular function: potassium channel regulator activity; voltage-gated potassium channel activity; transmembrane transporter binding. Lineage: Eukaryota; Metazoa; Chordata; Mammalia; Rodentia; Bathyergidae. Gene Ontology annotation, cellular component: voltage-gated potassium channel complex; membrane; juxtaparanode region of axon. Gene Ontology annotation, biological process: transmembrane transport; potassium ion transport; regulation of potassium ion transmembrane transport.
CAUGUUCCUCGGCAGAAGCACCCCCUCUGCCUCCCCCAAGUUCCAACUGUUGUGCUGCCGCAGGAUUCGGUCUGUCUGUCAGAACGGCUUCUUGAUUCUGUUACAGCAGGAGUGUGGUGAAAGUGAUCCUUGGCUUCCCAUCGCACGCACACAAAGGCGAGCAGCUCCUUAAAGGGACCGGCCCGCUCCUCCAUGCAGCUGCAAACGCCUGCCUGUGCGGGCUCAUCAAGCCGGGCUUUCGCCCGAGGAUGAGUGGGGAGGGGUCCUGAGGCGCCCCCGCGUCCUCCCAGAGCGGGGGAGGGAGGGAGCCGCCGGCCGGAGCGCCUGGCGACCACGGACCGCGAGGACCGGCUUUCCAUUCGCUGCUAGCUGGGAUGCUCCGAGCGCCAGCCGCGUCCUGCCUGAGGUCCAAGGAUGCUGGCGGCGCGUCCUGCGGUAUGCCUGAGCUGAUUUGAGCCAGCGCCCAGAAGCGAGCUGCAUUCCGGCGCCACGGACUGGCUCCCGGCAGGGCUGUGGGCAGUCACCAUGAAUGCUCAGCUCUAGGCUGCUGAAACAGCCUCCUGACUACUUGGAUUUGGCUGUUUAAUCAGCCGAGAUUAUCGCCGGGGAAGAUUUCGGAGCCCGAUCGGCGCUCCAGCUGCUGUGACAACUUCGGGUCUGGCUGUUUACUUCUCUCGGUCCCGGGGACUCUGUCCUGCACGGCAGCCACCCCCGCCACUCGGCCGGUUCGGCUCGGAAGUCAGCCGUCAGGACUCGUCUGACGGUGUCCCCGGGAAGGGGGAGCCAGGAGGGGUUAAAAGACGAGCAGAAACCCCCCAGCUGCUCAGCCUCUCGUGACUGCCUGUGCUGUGGGGUUCUGAGAGGGACCGUGAGCUUUCCGGGGAAGCAAUGCAAGUCUCCAUAGCCUGCACUGAGCACAAUUUGAAGAGUCGGAAUGGUGAGGACCGACUUCUGAGCAAGCAGAGCUCCACCGCCCCCAAUGUGGUGAACGCAGCCCGGGCCAAAUUCCGUACGGUCGCUAUCAUCGCGCGCAGCCUGGGGACGUUCACCCCCCAGCAUCACAUUUCUCUCAAAGAGUCCACCGCAAAGCAGACUGGCAUGAAAUAUAGGAAUCUUGGAAAAUCAGGACUCAGAGUUUCAUGCUUGGGUCUUGGAACAUGGGUGACAUUUGGAGGUCAAAUUUCAGAUGAGGUUGCUGAACGGCUGAUGACCAUUGCCUAUGAAAGUGGCGUUAACCUCUUUGAUACUGCCGAGGUCUAUGCAGCUGGAAAGGCUGAGGUGAUUCUGGGGAGUAUCAUCAAGAAGAAAGGCUGGAGGAGAUCCAGCCUCGUCAUAACAACUAAGCUCUACUGGGGUGGAAAAGCUGAAACAGAAAGAGGGUUGUCAAGAAAGCAUAUUAUUGAAGGACUGAAGGGCUCCCUCCAGAGGCUGCAGCUGGAGUAUGUGGAUGUGGUCUUUGCAAAUCGUCCAGACAGCAACACCCCCAUGGAAGAAAUUGUUCGAGCCAUGACACAUGUGAUAAACCAAGGCAUGGCGAUGUACUGGGGCACCUCAAGGUGGAGCGCUAUGGAGAUCAUGGAAGCCUAUUCUGUAGCAAGACAGUUCAAUAUGAUCCCUCCGGUCUGUGAACAAGCUGAGUACCAUCUUUUCCAGAGAGAGAAGGUGGAGGUCCAGCUGCCUGAGCUCUACCAUAAAAUAGGGGUUGGCGCAAUGACAUGGUCUCCACUUGCCUGUGGAAUCAUCUCAGGAAAAUAUGGAAAUGGGGUGCCUGAAAGCUCCAGGGCUUCGCUGAAGUGCUACCAGUGGUUGAAAGAAAGAAUUGUAAGUGAAGAAGGGAGAAAACAGCAAAACAAGCUAAAAGACCUUUCUCCAAUUGCUGAGCGUCUAGGAUGCACACUACCUCAGCUAGCUGUUGCCUGGUGCCUGAGAAAUGAAGGCGUGAGUUCUGUACUCCUGGGAUCAUCCACUCCCGAGCAACUCAUUGAAAACCUCGGUGCCAUUCAGGUUCUCCCAAAGAUGACAUCACAUGUGGUAAAUGAGAUUGAUAACAUAUUGAGAAACAAGCCCUACAGCAAAAAGGACUAUAGAUCAUAAGGCAAUGCAUGAGCCACAGAAGCUGCAUGGGUAAAAUGGCAGUCUGUACCCAGCACAGACUGGUGUUACUAGCCACCCUUUUCAAUCACUUAGCAGCCUGCUGCUAAACCUCUAGUGUCCCUGGAUUCUCUGGUGUCUGCUGUUGCUACCACUGUGCACCUGAGUUCUAAGCACAUCUGAACACUCAUAACCAAGAAAUCCAUUCUAUUUUCUUAUCUUAGACUGGAGUCCCCUAUCCUUGCAUUGCUCUGUAGACCUCAUGCUUAUGCAAUGGGAAAGAAUAUGGGGGAAAAGACAUUACUUUCAGGUAUUUGUUACCUUAAAGAAGGCUGUACAGAUAUAUUUUUUCAAAAGAACAAAAUCCACAGAUGCAAUAUAAAUUGCGUAAGAGGCAGAGUAGAAUACUGUCAUUCAGAAGUCUUGUUUGGGAGAAUAAGCAGAAACACUUUUACAUUCUCUUAUUUCAUAUUCAUAUUAGCAAGUUUUAUUUCAUUGUCAUUCAACAAAAAUUUCUAAGAAAAUCCUUUCAUUACCUUUUUAAGUAUUUACUGAUGCUUGGUCCUAUACAAUUUAUUUGGAGUAUCUUUUAGGAUUCUAAAAAUCUUUCGUCCAUUUACAUGUAGAGAUGAGAAAUGAGUACUCCACUCUUCAACUCGAGAUAUUGUGGAUAAUUUAUGAUGGGGAGGGUUACAAUGACAUGGAAGCUUAAGCUUUGAAUAAAAUGUGCAAUUGAGUUCAUUUUUUACAUUAAAACUUGCUUUGUACUUUCAAUUGCGUGUAAAUAGAACUUCUGCAAGCUUAAAUAUUUGAGCUUUAAAAACACACAAAUGCUCAGUUUUGUAAGUAAACCUGUAAAAUACCCAGAAAGGCAAAUGUUCACUAUUUAACUACCACUGGGACUUUUCAAUAUAAUGCUUGGUAUAUCUGAGGAGUUAUUAACCUAAAAAUCGUAGGCUUUGUGAAAAACAUGUCACUACUCAGAAUAUGCCAUCUAAAUUUUCCCAGUGAAAAGCAAAAUGUCCAAGAAGCUCCUGACUCUAUAUUACAUGCACCACAAUAUAUGCAUGAAAGCUCUUUGCAUGUAUUAAAGGGGCUUAGCUUUGUUGCACUCAGAAUCUGAGGUAUAUCUAGCCCUUCCCCUAUUGGCUAGCUUUUCCUUCAUUAACAUCCCACUUGAGAAAAACUAUGAGAAUAUACUUUGUGGAUAUCUGUUAAAAGGAAGAGAACAUGUCUUACUUUUUUCAGGGUUAAGAGUGGUUCUUUAAUUCUAUUUGGACAUCUGAGGAUGUGCAAGAUUCUAAUUUAAUUAUCUGGUCAGCAAGUUCCCCAUAGAGAAAUCACUUUGAAAUUUACAUUAAGAAAUAUAUCAUCUUAAAAUGCUAUUUUGUCAUUACUUCCAGAUAACUAUUUCAUGGUUAAGUUCUAAAUCUUAAAAUGUUAAGAUACCAACAAAUAUUUCUGUUUGAUCACUACUUUUUGUAGUCUGAUAGAGAUUUUGGAUUUUUUGCCUGUGACUAUCAGAUUAAGGAUGGGAAUGGAUUUUUUCAGCUGUUCAUUGUGUAUUCAAUCCAGUGAACUACUGUAUGUAUAAAUGAGCUGAGGCGCUAUCUUAAUGGGAAAUGCAAUUUUAACUUACUUGCUUAGAGUAAUAAAAGCAUUUUGUGCAAUCUCACAA